Stegostoma tigrinum is the source of this 972-nucleotide messenger RNA. Its product is annotated as probable G-protein coupled receptor 139. Gene Ontology annotation, cellular component: membrane. Gene Ontology annotation, biological process: G protein-coupled receptor signaling pathway. The transcript is spliced from 2 exons. Bases 1 to 972 code for a protein of 323 amino acids. The record is from RefSeq and is a predicted model, not a curated record. Gene Ontology annotation, molecular function: G protein-coupled receptor activity. Lineage: Eukaryota; Metazoa; Chordata; Chondrichthyes; Orectolobiformes; Stegostomatidae.
AUGGCACCUGGGGCACUUCCAAUAGAAAUUCUCUUUCCCAUUCUUGCAAUCUUUGGAAUUCCUGCGAACCUGAUGACACUGUUGAUUCUUUCUGAUGGGAAGUGUGGCCUUUCCCAAGGAAUCACUUGCUACAUGAGGGCCAUGGCAACUGCAGAUUUGAUGGUACUUGUCUUCAACGUGAUUGUGAAUGAGAUAAUCAUGAAUCAUUUCCCAGGCUCGCCGAUGAACUACACUCUCAUCUGCCGACUCAACACUUUCCUGCAAGGGCUGAGCCUCCAGCUGUCCAUCUGGUUCACCAUAGCCUUCACCUUUGACCGCUUUGUAGUAAUUUGCUGCCACAGAUUGAAGGUGAGGUAUUGCACUGAAAGAAAGGCCAAUGUGGUCAUAUCCACUGUGAGCGUGCUUAACAUUAUAAUCAACAUUCCCUUACCUUUUCGCUAUGAGGCUGCUUAUGUUGUGAACAGUGUACAGUGGGGCUGCCACACCAUCACCAGUUACCACACUUCACCAGGCUGGACAGCUCACCGGUGGGUCACCAACAUCUCAACCAUGUUUCUUCCUAUUCCCCUGCUCCUGUUGUUGAAUUCUCUCACUGCGCAGCACAUCCUAGUGGCCAGCAGAGCUCGCCGAGCCCUGAAAGUCAGCAGCAGUGGUGGUGCUGGGAAGUUGGGCAGUGACCCCGAGCUGAAGAGCAGGAGGACCUCCAUCAUUCUGCUCUUCACCAUCUCUGGGUGCUUCGUGGUGCUGUCGAUGCCCAUCACUGUGAUCCAUAUCUGUGUCGGUGUCACCCAGACAGUGACAUUUGUCGGAUCAAACUCACUCUAUUUGGCAAUCAGGGUGACAUUUCUGAUGAUGUGUACCAGCUCCUGCACAAACACAUGUAUUUAUGCACUGACCCAGAGGAGGUUCAGAGAGGAGAUGAAGAAACUAGUCAAGUCUCCCUAUUCUAUUCUCUGUAAGCUACAUAUGUAA